CCGAGCCGAGCCCCCAGGGCCAGGACGGGGACGGAGACGUUCCCCCGCCAGGACAGGCGACGCUGAGGCUGCGGGAGCCCCCGCGGUGCCAGGACGGGCAACGGGAGGGGAGCAGACCCAUGAAGCUCCUCCAAGCCGGGGUGCACGGCACGGAGCAGAGCUGCCCCGGCUGAGCCACACGCACCGCCUCUGAGCUCGGGACCGCGGCAGGGAGAGUCUCGCCAGGGCCGGGCAGUGCCGCAGGCACCCGCGGGACGCGGAUGCUGUAGGAAGAUGCCGUGCGGAGCCUGCGGCCGGGUGGUGCUGGUGCUGCUGACCCUCUCCCUCGGCUUCGCAGCCGACGAGCUGCUGUGUGCCUGCGACGUGCCGCACUGCAGCCUGCCCACCUGCACGGGAAAGGUGUGCUUCGUCAGCAAGAGGAAGGAGGAGGGGACCAUCACCCAGCACAGGGGCUGCUUCUCCCAGAACAUCCUGGAGAACUGCCGCACGCCCGUGACGGAGCAGUACGGCAUGAGGUGCUGCGACUCCAGCAUGUGCAACGCCGAGCUAGAGAUCUUCCUGCAAGGAGAAGAGGCCCUAGGAAAGGCUCCUUCCCUGCCCAACCUCCUCCUGAUGAUCUUCGUCCCGCUGCUCGCCCUCCUCGUCCUUGCGGCGCUCACGGCACUCUUUUGCUGGAAGGUGGCCCAGCAGCGCCACAAGAAAAGCGACAUGGGAGACACAGACCUCAUGCUGAAGGCAUCCAUGGUGGGAGACAGCACUUUGGAGGACUUGCUGAACGACGACUGCACCACAGGCAGCGGCUCGGGCCUGCCCUUCCUCGUCCAGCGAACGGUUGCUCGGCAAAUCACCCUCGUGGAGUGUGUGGGUAAGGAGAGCAGCGGGGCACAGGGGGAAGCGUGGCGAGGCGUGUGGCAUGGGGAGAGCGUGGCCGUGAAGAUCUUCUCCUCCCGGGAUGAGCAGUCGUGGUUCCGUGAGACAGAGAUCUACAACACCGUCCUCCUCCGGCACGACAACAUCCUGGGCUUCAUCGCCUCCGACAUGACAUCAAGGAACUCCAGCACCCAGCUCUGGCUCAUCACCCACUACCACGAGAACGGCUCACUCUACGACUACCUGCAGAGGACAGCCCUGGAUGUGGAGACCUGUCUGGGGUUGGCCUCCUCCAUCAUUUGCGGCCUCGUCCACCUCCACGUGGAGAUCUUCGGCACCCAAGGCAAGCCCGCCAUUGCCCACCGCGACCUGAAGAGCAGGAACAUCUUGGUGAAAAGCAACCGGCAGUGCUGCAUCGCGGACCUGGGGCUGGCCGUCAUGCACUCCCAGGGCAGCGACUACCUGGACAUCGGCAACAACCCCCGGGUGGGCACCAAGCGCUACAUGGCCCCAGAGGUGCUCAGCGAGCAGAUCCGCACCGACUGCUUCGAGUCCUACAAGAAGACGGACAUCUGGGCGUACGGGCUGGUGCUCUGGGAGAUUGCCCGGCGGACGGUGGUGAACGGCAUCGUGGAGGAGUACCGGCCACCCUUCUUCGACGCCGUCCCCAGCGACCCCAGCUUCGAGGACAUGAAGAAGGUAGUGUGCGUCGACCAGCAGACCCCCGUGGUCCCCAACCGCCUCUUCUCCAACUCGGUUUUGUCGGCAUUGGCGAAGAUCAUGAAGGAGUGCUGGUACCAGAGUCCCUCAGCCCGCCUCACCGCCCUGCGGAUUAAAAAGACGCUGAAGAAGCUGAACAAUUCCCUGGAAAAGCCCAAGCCGGAGCAGUGAGCGCCAGGCACGCACCGAAGCCGCUCGCGGGCUGCACUGGGGAUGGCGGCGAAGCCAACGCCAGGACGGCUCCCGGUCACAGAGGGGGUUUUGCUCACAGCCCCUGCC
Messenger RNA from Pygoscelis adeliae (Adelie penguin), 1869 nucleotides. It is a transcript of the gene ACVRL1, whose product is annotated as activin A receptor type II-like 1. Gene Ontology annotation, cellular component: BMP receptor complex; plasma membrane. Gene Ontology annotation, biological process: heart development; cellular response to growth factor stimulus; protein phosphorylation. Bases 274 to 1761 code for a protein of 495 amino acids. The record is from RefSeq and is a predicted model, not a curated record. Gene Ontology annotation, molecular function: ATP binding; transforming growth factor beta receptor activity, type I; SMAD binding. The transcript is spliced from 10 exons. Lineage: Eukaryota; Metazoa; Chordata; Aves; Sphenisciformes; Spheniscidae.